AUGGGAACGGAGUGCAACGACGCAUCGGAAUUGUUAGUGACGACCGACUGCAACGAACCAGAACGAUGUUUGCGUGGCAUCGGAAAGAAGACGGUACAACUGGUGCCGAUUGAAAGGGUACCGAAAAUCGCUUCGUCGAUGCGUUCUGUUUCUCAGGCAAUGUGUGGCCCUGCAAGAGAAAUAUACAAAGCUGGGUGGGUGAAGCUGACUGUUGGGAAACGGCCAGUGGAAGUUGGAACGCAUCAGCCGUACAAAGUGUUUGAUCUUCUGCAGUGCAGCUAUGUAAUUGGCGUUGUGGCGAAUGAUUGUGCGUUUUCGAUCGGAUUUGAACAUGAAGAUAGGGAUGCUUUGCAGCUGGUGGUAUUGUCCCCGGAAGAGAAGAAUUCGUGGUUGGAAAGAUUGCAGUGCAAACUUUUGGCCAUGCACUGUCUUCAGUGCCUGUCGUCGCAGCCGUCGCUUGAACAUAGUGAUUCUUCGUCGAUUUCUACAAAAGACGCUGGUGUCGCGAAGGAGGAAACCGCCUUGUCGGAAAAGACGACGAAGCCUCCCCUUCCACCUCGUGAAAGCCCCUCUUCUCCCAAUUGUCGAAUGGGUUCUAUUGAGAAGACGUCUGCUGGCCAUCUUCAGCUCACGACGGAAGUUGAUAACGAGGUGUUCGUAUCCGGCUACGACGUGCCUUCGGCGGCGUUAAACCCGAAACAUAGUCGGAAUGCGCUGUCCGUCUCUUCGACCGUGUACGAAAAUGCUUGGGAUUCGAUUGUCGACCGUUUACACAUUUCUCCAAUUCCCACAGCGCUUCUCUCUCUCCACGGAUCGGCGGAGCACCCAGGAUCGGCUCUUGGCGCUUUCGGGUACAAGGAGUUUUUCGAUAAACCACCGUUUCAGGCUUCUGCCAGUUGUUCAAGAUCUGCGUCUGUCAGCACGACGUUGACGAAGGGGCUGACCAAUGACAACUCUGGCUCGAUCAGCGAACCAUUGAAUACAACCAUUGCCAAAACUGAAACGGAAGCGACCCUUCAGAACGACGCCUCUUCCUCUUUCACUUCAAACGAGGCGCCAGUAUCACUGACCGACGACUCGGUUUUUGAUAACUACGAUUCUUUGGUUGAAAACGUAUCCCGCGAAAGUUAUAAAACUGUGCGUAUGGAUCCGACAAAGCCUCCACCGCUUCCUCCGAGAAACUUCAACCGCAAGCUGACACCAAAAGAGCGAGACGUCAUCGAUUUAAUGAAUGAAAUCUCUGAAAAGACGUCUAUUCGCAUCUUGCUCUCUCCGGGUUCUUUGACGAGAGUUGCAUUCGUUGAAAUUCUCGGUUUUCUGUGCACGAUUUUCACGGAGUCCAUGAACGUGAUUGCCCCGAAGCGAAGUGACCAGAGUCUUUCGCCAAGGUGGUCCAACACGUUCUUUGCUCUGGCGGCGCUAUGA
This is a messenger RNA of Soboliphyme baturini, 1425 nucleotides long. NCBI's taxonomy places the organism in Eukaryota, Metazoa, Nematoda, Enoplea, Dioctophymatida, Soboliphymatidae. The record is from the annotation of a GenBank genome assembly.